AUGCAGUUAGCAGCGCUGUUCGGUGCGCUGAGCGCUCUCUCGGCGGUCUCAGCGGGUGCUGAGAUCCGCGGCCUUGAUCCAGCUCUGGCUUCCAAGUACACCGGCGCCGAUGGCAAGUUUGCGUGUCUCGAUGGGUCUGGCGUGAUCCCUUUCUCGGCCGUUAACGACGACUACUGCGACUGCGCCGAUGGCUCGGACGAGCCGGGCACGAGUGCCUGCGAGGGCCGGCCGAAUGCGUGGUUCUACUGCAAGAACGAGGGACACAUUCCCGGCCGUAUCAGGUCGGGACGGGUGAACGAUGGUAUCUGUGACCCCGAGUGCUGUGAUGGCAGCGACGAGUGGGCGACUGGAGCGUGCCCGAACCGCUGCGCCGAGGUCUCAAAGGAGUACCGCGAGCGGACAGAGCGGGAGGCCAAGCUGCGCAAGACGGGCGGCAAGAUUCGCUCCACCUACGUCAACUUUGCAGGCAAGGAGCGGCAGCGCCUCGAGGACGAGCUGAAGAGCAAGCGCGCCGAGCUUACGGAGAAGGAGGCGGAGCUGUCCGCGGCCCAGGCGGCUCUCAAGCGCGCCGAGGACAUUAGCCGCGAUGACCUCGAGAAGAAGAAGGCGACGCCCCUGUUCCGAUCCCUUGAGCGACACCGCGAUGCCGUCACCAAGCUCAAGGAGGAGACCAAGUCGCUCCGCUCUGACCUCGAGAGCGUGCUUGCUAUCUUGGGCGAGCUGUCCAACAACUGGAACCCGAACGGACAGGAUAUGGCCGUCAAGGCUGCUGUUGUGGGAUACCGCGAGCUCACGGGCCAGAUCCCUGACUCUGCCUCCGAGUCGACGGAGGUGAAGCAGGAGGAGGGCGAGGAGCCCGUCGAGGGUGUCUUCAUCACGGAGACCGAGGAGGAUGACGAGACGCCCGAGGCCGAGCCGCUGCUGUACGCUCUGAAGAACCCCGACGGCGCGAUCAGCGAGUGGGAGCUGAACCACCUGCUGCGCGAGGACCUCGAGGGUCUGCUGCAGAAGGACACAACGGCGACCUCCUCAGACGACGACGACGAGGACAGCUUGCUGUACAAGCUCGAGGAGUACAUCCCCGACAGCCUGUUCGAGUACUACGACGCGAUCCGGGUCGGGCUCGUCGACUUCCUGACCUCGGCCGGCAUCCUGCGCAAGCGCGAGUACGAAGUGGCCGAGGACGGCGCGCACGUCGCGAAGGCGCGUGAGCGUUCGAACACGGCGCAGCGUGCCGUCACCGACUUGCAAUCCUCGAUCACCUCAACCGAGCAGACGCUCGACAAGCUGACGAACGGCGAGUACGGUCCCGACGGGGAGUGGAAGAAGCUGGACGGGACGUGCAUCUCGACCGUGGCGGGAGACUACACGUACGAGCUGUGCUUCUUUGGCCGCGCGACGCAGAAGAGCAACAAGGACUCCAGCUCCAACAGUCUCGGCAACUUUGAGGGCUGGGCCGAGGGCGCCGAGAAGGGCACGCUCGAGUAUUACUCCAAGCAGAGGUACCGCAAUGGCGCCAAGUGCUGGAACGGCCCGUUCCGUAGCGUCAACGUCGAACUCAGCUGUGGCAAGGAGAACGAAAUCCUCAGCGUCACGGAGCCCGAGAAGUGCGAGUACAAGUUCAAGGCGACGAGUCCGGCGCUCUGCUGGCCCGAAGGCGACAAGGUCCAGGCUCAGACCACCGAGGAGGUUCAGGUCAAGGACGAGCUGUAA
Trichosporon asahii var. asahii CBS 2479 is the source of this 1713-nucleotide messenger RNA. Its product is annotated as endoplasmic reticulum protein. The transcript is spliced from 5 exons. Gene Ontology annotation, biological process: N-glycan processing. NCBI's taxonomy places the organism in Eukaryota, Fungi, Basidiomycota, Tremellomycetes, Trichosporonales, Trichosporonaceae. The record is from RefSeq and is a predicted model, not a curated record. Gene Ontology annotation, molecular function: protein binding. The coding region runs from base 1 to 1713 and encodes 570 amino acids. Gene Ontology annotation, cellular component: glucosidase II complex.